Caenorhabditis remanei is the source of this 2445-nucleotide messenger RNA. RefSeq lists its product as uncharacterized. The record is from RefSeq and is a predicted model, not a curated record. The transcript has 6 exons. NCBI's taxonomy places the organism in Eukaryota, Metazoa, Nematoda, Chromadorea, Rhabditida, Rhabditidae. Gene Ontology annotation, biological process: mRNA processing. Gene Ontology annotation, cellular component: nucleus. The coding region runs from base 1 to 2445 and encodes 814 amino acids. Gene Ontology annotation, molecular function: RNA binding.
AUGAACAGAAAAAAAUUGUCGGCAUAUGGGCAGGAGUUCGAAGAUGACGAAGAAGAUUCCACCGUUUCAAAGAAGCCUACUCAAAUACAUGAAGAAAUAGCGACAGAUGAAAAAGGAAAGAGAAGAUUUCAUGGUGCAUUCACUGGAGGAUUUUCUGCUGGUUAUUGGAAUACUGUUGGAUCAAAACAGGGAUGGGUUCCACAAGAAUUCUCUUCAUCCAGAGAUUCACGUGGAGACAAAAUAAAACAAAAAGCGGAAGAUUUCAUGGAUGCUGAAGAUCUUGGAGAAUAUGGAAUAAGCAGUCGUACUAUCAAACAAACUUCUGUUUUUGGGGAUGGAGGAUCCUCUGGACAAAAAAGAAAAAUGGCAUGGGAAAGAGAUUCAGAAAGUGUUUCGACUAUAACCCAAAUGUUCGAAGAUGUUGUAAAACCUGUCAGUAGUUCAAUAGGUGUACGAAUGCUCCGAUCGAUGGGGUGGCGAGAAGGAAGAGGAAUAGGAUUGCCAAAUGUGAAGCAGAAACAACAUAGGGGUGGCAUAUCAUCAGAAGCUCAAUUCGAUCGUGAACAAGCUGCAAAAGUUGCCCCAAUGUAUGAGUUUGCAAACGAGAAUGCUAUAGUUAAGCAGUUGACUCCGUUGAGCGGUUCCCAUGGAAUAGGAUACCAGGGUUUACGUCAAACCACGGUGCUUGAUGAAUCAUACGGAAGAACUGCUCUAACUCUGAAAUCUGAUAAGAAAAGUAGCAAAGGAAUAAAAGGACAAGCUUUUGGAGUUGGCGCUUUCGAGGAAGAAGACGAGAGUGUAUACUCGAAUUAUGAUCUUUCUCAAUUCGAUUUUUCACUAGAUCUGGCAGGAACUUCUGAAGAAAGUAAUUUAAAAACACAAAAAAUUGACACAGCUUUCGAGCUACAACCAAAAAGAUUGAAUCCGCGAAAGUUUUACGCUGCACCACGAGUUCCACAGAGCUUCCGAGGAGAACAUAAACCGAUUCCUAUGGACGUUUCGAGGUUGCCACAGUUGAUGAAAGACGAUGUGAAACAGAUGAAUGCAAUUCAAAGAGCAAAAUUUCUCGGCGAAGAUCGCGUCGGUGCUCUGGAAAUUGGUGAAAUGGGGAGUAAAAAACCAGCAGAACGAAGAAGUCGAUGGGAUAUUAGAGCGAACGAAGUCGAAAGGCGAGAAAGUCAACGUGGUGGAGAAGCAGAUGAGGAACGAGAUCGACGACUCCGAAAUCGUAUCGAGUUUCCGGACGAACCUAUGCGACAGGCUCGUUUUAAAGAGUUUCUUCAUUAUAUCCGACGAGGUCUACCAUAUCCUCAGCCAACAGAUUUGACAGUUUGGGAGUGGGAAUGGGAAAAGAAAGAAUUCGAGUCGAAGUUGACAACCGAAGAGAGAGGAAUGCUUCCCGAAGUGCUCUCUAGAGCUCAACCUCUUGCAAAAACUGCCAUAGCUGCCCCAAUACAUGAAAUGAUGGCCUCUAAAUUCGUGAAGGAAGCAGGUGGAGAUCUGAAAGUAGGAACAAAAGAUGAGGAUAAAUUAGCUGCUGUUAAAAUGGAAAUGUUUGGAGAACGGACGAGGCAAAGCUUUGAAUGGUAUCCCGACAGUAUUCUAGCCAAACGAUUCAAUGUUCCUCAUCCCUUCCCAGGAUCCGAAAUGGUUGGGGUUCCAGCGCUUCAGAAAACCAAUUGGAAACGAAAGGAAACUUUAGAAGAUAUCGGUGGUAUCUCAACAUCCAUAGGACUUCCGAACACUGCAAACGAAGUUGAAAUGAGAGAACGACUUUUAAAAUCAAGAGCUCGACGUACAGCAGACGAAAAUAAGCAAAAAAAUUCGGAUGAUGAGGAAUCAUAUGAAGACGCAGAUAGAAUUGCCGAUUUGGAAGAGGAUGAAAAUGACAAGGAAGAAGAGAAGGCACCGAAAUCAUUCUUUGAUUUAAUAUUUGGAGAAGGUGGAGUGGGUUCUGAUGCUACGGAUAAAAGUGAUGAUGAGAGAGAAGAAGAAAAUGAACGGCAAAAGGCACUGAAAAAAAGAGAAGAAGAACUAAUAAGGAAAAAGCAGGAAAAGGAAAAAAGAGAAGAAGAAGAAAGAGAGAAAAUUGUGAGAGAACGGGAGAAGCUCGAGUCAAAUGACCGUUCAGAAACAAGAAGAGAUAAAGAUGAAGACGAGAUUCAGAUAAUUGAAGAAAUCUCUACGACUACGUCAUCGUAUGGUCCCGCACUACCACCGAGACCCAGCCUUUCUAAAGAUGCUGUCAUCCAAUUUCUUGAAAAAAAUUUGUCGAAAAAGGAUGAUUCAAAGAAGAAACAUAAAAAGCAAAAAGAUAAAAAACACUCCAAAAAAUCAAAAAAAUCAAAGAAGAGCAAAAAAGAAAAAAAGAGAAAGAGGCAUUCUUCAACCAGUGAUGACGGAUCCAGUGACGAUUCCGAUGAAUGGCAGGAAAAGAAAUUAUAG